Messenger RNA from Grammomys surdaster, 2283 nucleotides. It is a transcript of the gene Ldb1, whose product is annotated as LIM domain binding 1. Gene Ontology annotation, biological process: positive regulation of transcription by RNA polymerase II; negative regulation of transcription by RNA polymerase II; nervous system development. Bases 646 to 1773 code for a protein of 375 amino acids. Gene Ontology annotation, cellular component: nucleus; transcription regulator complex. The record is from RefSeq and is a predicted model, not a curated record. Gene Ontology annotation, molecular function: LIM domain binding. NCBI's taxonomy places the organism in Eukaryota, Metazoa, Chordata, Mammalia, Rodentia, Muridae. The transcript has 11 exons.
GGAGAGGGAGGGAGGAGGGAGAGAAAGGGAGAAAGGAAGGAGCAGGCGGGCGCUGCGUGUGUCUGAGUGUGCCAGUGUGAGUGAGUGUGAGUGCCGGGCCCUGCUUCUCCCGCCUCCCCUGCAGAGGGGCCCGGUGGCCUAGGGAGGGCGGGCGGGCUGCUUGGAGGUAGAGGCAGCGAGAGGCGGCGGCGGGCAGAGCCGAGGAGUAGGAGGAGGAGAGAGGAAAGAGCCGAGCAGCCAUUGUUGAGGGAAACCUUGCAAACAAAGAAGGCUCCGGACUCCCCGCGGCCCCCCGCCCCCCAGGCCGGCCCCCUGACCCCCAGCCCCCGGCCUAGUGGCCAUUGUAACUUUCCCCCCGGGCUGUGGACCCCGCGGGGCGGGCGGAGGCUGUGCAUGCGAGUCUUUGUGCGGCCUGCGGAGUGGAGCUCUCAGCCAGACCGGCCUGUCCCACUCGGGACAUGAGCUGCUGAAGUUGCCUCCACCUUAGUCCUCACCCUUGCCGGGGUCCCUGAGGACUUACAGGCGCUCCCCGCACCUCCCCUGACCCCCUCAGUUCUCCCAGGUUGUUCCUCAAAGUCAUUCAAGCUGUACUCGCCGAAGGAGCCCCCGAACGGCAACGCCUUCCCUCCCUUCCAUCCCGGCACCAUGCUGGAUCGGGAUGUGGGCCCAACUCCCAUGUACCCACCUACAUACCUGGAGCCUGGGAUAGGGAGGCACACACCGUAUGGUAACCAAACUGACUAUAGAAUAUUUGAGCUUAACAAACGGCUACAGAACUGGACAGAGGAGUGUGACAAUCUCUGGUGGGAUGCUUUCACGACUGAGUUCUUUGAGGAUGAUGCCAUGUUGACCAUCACCUUCUGCCUGGAGGAUGGACCAAAGAGAUAUACCAUUGGCCGGACCCUGAUACCACGCUACUUCCGAAGCAUUUUUGAGGGGGGCGCUACGGAGCUGUAUUACGUACUUAAGCAUCCCAAGGAGGCAUUCCACAGCAACUUUGUUUCCCUCGACUGUGACCAGGGCAGCAUGGUGACCCAGCAUGGCAAACCCAUGUUUACCCAGGUAUGUGUGGAAGGCCGGUUGUACCUGGAGUUCAUGUUUGACGACAUGAUGCGGAUAAAGACAUGGCACUUCAGUAUCCGGCAGCACAGAGAGCUCAUCCCCAGGAGUAUCCUGGCCAUGCACGCCCAAGACCCCCAGAUGCUGGAUCAGCUCUCCAAAAACAUUACCCGGUGUGGGCUGUCCAAUUCCACUCUCAACUACCUCCGACUCUGUGUGAUACUCGAGCCCAUGCAGGAACUCAUGUCCCGCCACAAGACCUACAGCCUCAGCCCCCGAGACUGCCUCAAGACCUGCCUUUUCCAGAAGUGGCAGCGCAUGGUAGCACCUCCCGCGGAGCCUGCACGACAGCAACCCAGCAAACGGAGGAAAAGGAAGAUGUCAGGGGGUAGCACCAUGAGCUCGGGGGGUGGCAACACCAACAACAGCAACAGCAAGAAGAAGAGUCCAGCCAGCACCUUCGCUCUCUCCAGCCAGGUACCUGAUGUGAUGGUGGUGGGGGAGCCCACCCUGAUGGGCGGGGAGUUCGGGGACGAGGACGAGAGGCUCAUCACGCGGCUGGAGAACACCCAGUUUGAUGCGGCCAACGGCAUUGACGACGAGGACAGCUUUAACAACUCCCCGGCGCUGGGCGCCAACAGCCCCUGGAACAGCAAGCCUCCAUCCAGCCAAGAAAGCAAGUCGGAGAACCCCACGUCACAGGCUUCCCAGUAAAGGCCCUACCACAGCCACCCAGCGCUCUGCCUGCCUACCCCACACAGCUCCAAGGAGCCGAAGACAGAACGAAGAGACUGGGCAUCUGAGAUGGGCAACCUCCAUCCACCCACUUCAGGGAGGGACUGGACUCGCUGGGGGCAGGUGCCAAGAUUUGCCCCCCAGUUGCCCUGGGCUGGGCCUGGCCCCUGCAGAGCCUUUUGGGGGAAGGGGGUACUCAUGUGGAUGCCUGUGUGGACCCUGGGCCUCUGAGAAAUGUCCUGACCCUCCUCUCCCCAGGGCAUUUGCCCCCAUUCUUACCCCAGGUUCUGGGUGCCCCAUCUUCCUGAUUUAUCCCUUUGAGCCUGGGGUUUAUACCCACAGCCCUUAGGGGCUAACUGUUGGGGCCUUGGUUGAACACCCUUCCCCUAGGCGGCUGUCAACAGAGGGUAAAAUUCUGGGCUCCUCCCUUUUGCCACUUACCCAGCUCCAAGUUUUUAAAAAAAAAUAAUAUUAUUAAAAAUGUAAAUU